AUGACGGAUAUCAUUGAGUUGUCUUACCCGAUAGGAAAGAAGUUUGUACUGUUCAAAUGUAAUUGGGUAGAUGUAGAGAAGGGAAAAGGUAUGCAAGAAGACAAAUUGAAGUUCACUCUUGUUAAUUUCACACAUUUGUUGUCAACUCAGAAACAAGAACCGUACGUAUUGGCAUCGCAAGUCAAUCAAGUGUUUUAUGUAGAAGAUCCAACUGACCCGGGAUGGCAUGUCGUGGUUACCAAUAAACCUAGAGAUACUUUUGAUUUGGGUGGUGAGGAUGAUGGAUUAAUAGAAAGUACACCAAUUGGUUUACAAGAUGAUGAUGAUGAUGAUGAGAUAAAUUUGGUGAGAGACGAUGUGGAAGGAACUACGGUUGACCCUCCAAACACUGAUUCUAGCGGUUCUAAUAAAACUUCUAGCAGAAAUAUUGUAAAUCAGAGCUUGGACAUGGGUGCGGAUGAAGACGUAGAUAUGGAUGAAAGUGAGGAUGAAGAUGGGGAUUUGGAUGGAAGUGAGGAUGAAGAUGAAGAUAUGGAUGGAAAUGGGGAUGAAGAGGAGGAUGAGGAUGACGAUAGGGACGAGGAUGAGGACGAGGACGACGAUGAAAUAAAUGAUUAUGAUUCAUAA
Papaver somniferum (opium poppy) is the source of this 627-nucleotide messenger RNA. RefSeq lists its product as uncharacterized. The coding region runs from base 1 to 627 and encodes 208 amino acids. Lineage: Eukaryota; Viridiplantae; Streptophyta; Magnoliopsida; Ranunculales; Papaveraceae. The transcript has a single exon. The record is from RefSeq and is a predicted model, not a curated record.